This is a messenger RNA of Ostertagia ostertagi, 984 nucleotides long. Lineage: Eukaryota; Metazoa; Nematoda; Chromadorea; Rhabditida; Trichostrongylidae. The record is from the annotation of a GenBank genome assembly.
AUGCACGAUCUCUCAAGAAACAUAGUUCGCGUGAUGCGGUACGAGCGUUUCCUUGAGAGGCUAAACAAGCAGAACGAAGAAUGUGGGAAAGGCGAUUUUGUCUCACAAGAAUGUGCAUCUGUCGAAGAGUUCAACAUCUCAAACUUCACUGCUAGAGAAGCUACUGCAUCUUGUGACAGUAGUCAAUUUGGUAGCGGUGACAUGCUGGCAGCACCUGAUCCGUACGCUACGCAGAGAGCUCCGAGUUUUAUCCGUGAAGAGCAGGUGAUUGAAGAUAAGAACAACAAUACUCUUGCUGGUGGCACAUCUUCAUCCUGUCAAGUAACAGCGCCGGAACAGAUAUCUUCCAGUUGGGACACUUUGUCGUGCACGCAGAUUGUGAGAGAACCUCAAUCCGUGAAUGCCGACGGCUGCCAGUUUAGUCAAGGUCUAUCGGUCAACAAGGAGAAUUGUGCUAUAAACAUGAACGAAUGUGGCGCCACUGCUGGACCUCUCCAGAACUAUCGUUCUGCAGGCGAAUUCUUUGCAACAUUCAGAGGCUUUGAUGAUAUCAGCGAAUUUCCAACAAAUUUUUUGGAGGAAGAGAAGAAACCGGGUUCUGCGGAGGAUUUGAAGUUCAAAGAUGGCGUAACUGUAACUAUUAGUGGAGCCAGAGAUAGUCUACUUGAUGGUGCUCUUAUGAAUGGAGAUGUAGCCUCCUUCUACAUCGUACACUAUAUCCCGCAUGCGAUGCUACCGAAUGAUUGGCCUAAAAGAAGUAAAGUGUAUUUUGCGAACACUGACCUGUAUCCCAUGAUUAGCCGUAAAUGCCGCAACAAACUGAUCCAACAAAGUGGUGGAGAAAUAACAGCUGAAACGGUGAGGGAAGUCUUCUUGUCAAGAAAGGGUACGGUACCGCUCUAUCUGGUGAAACUUGUAGAAGCGGAGCUUUCUGUCAUCCCAAUAAUUUGGGAGAACCAUUGGUUGGAGCAAAUUGUUUUUUUU